AUGUUUAAUAUAAUUAAAGUACAUAGAAAUAUUUUAUCAUUUCCUUGUAAAGUGUUUCAAGCGAGACAUAAAACAAAAACCCAUUGGGCGAAAUUGAAAAAGAAGACUGGACCUAAAUAUAAAGCUUUAAACCACUUCGACGAAUUUUAUGGUUCUGUUUUUGGAGAGCAAUGGCCCCCAAUGAAAGAGGCAUUAUUGCGCCGGUCUAAGUAUGUGGCGGUUAUUAACAAUUAUGGAGAUGCCGAGGAAACAAUAAGUUAUCUUACCAAUAGAGGUGCACAUUGCCUCAAGGAAUUGAUGAAAAUACAGCAAGAUUUUCAUAAAACAUAUAAUCCCAUUCAAGAUAGUACCGAAAUGGAAUCACAAUCACAUGCAAAUGUUCUAAAAGACUAUGUAUCAAAACUACAGACUAGUGAAGUUUCAGAAAUUUAUCCAAAAACUGAUAAUAUCCCAGAAAAAAUAGAUUUAAGGGAUAAGAAUACAGAAAUUGCAGCGGAGGAAAAAAAUACAGUACAAGAUAAUGUAGUAAUAAAGAACAAAACACUUGACGAAGCUUUAGAGGAAGCAGAGAUAGAUCAGAGUCGAUUAAUUGAUCCAUCCAUGGGGAUCAAUUCAGAAGUUCUCUACCAAUAUAUACCAGCAACCAAACUGAAAGGAUUAGAUGAAUGGGUGCCCGAGUCACUUCAUUAUUCUUAUUACACCAGCAAAGACAAGGAUUUCCCGUUAAUUGUAGAACCAGAAACUGAGUUCAGGUUUCCAGAACAUUUGAAAGUAUACACAUACGAAAUGGAUAGUGAAUGGGGCAUGUUUCCAGAGCCAAAGAGAUGUCAAACAGGCGUAUAUAACUAUUACCCAAUGGACUGCAGCAGUGUUUUAGCAGUACUAGCUCUAUGCUUAUCGCCUGGUGAUAGAGUAUUGGAUCUGUGCUCUGCGCCAGGGGGCAAAGCUCUAGUUGCGCUCCAGACGUUGCUUCCCGACAUUAUCGUUUGCAAUGAUGUUUCUAUAUCGCGUUCUAAUAGGAUAACAAAAAUAUUCCGCGACUAUUUGAUAGACUAUGAAACUAGCAACAAAUGGCGGGAAAGAGUGCUGAUUUCCCGCGUUGACGGUCGUGUCUUCACAGACGACUAUGGCUUCGAUAAGGUAUUGGUAGAUGUGCCCUGUACGACAGAUAGACAUUCGGUGAACGAGGACGAAAACAAUAUAUUCAGGCCGGACAGGGUGAAGGAGCGCCUCAGGAUACCAGAGCUUCAGACACAGCUUUUAGUGAACGCGCUAAGGCAGGUGAAGGUGGGCGGGGCGGUGGUGUACUCGACGUGCUCGCUCAGCCCCGUGCAGAACGACGGCGUCCUGCACACGGCGCUCAAACACGCCUUCGAGACCUACCAGAUCGUUGCCGUCGUCAGGGACUUGUCGGCGUCAAUUACUGGGUUAAGCAGCACGCUUCAUCUGGGUACGGAUUUAUCCAAACCGCGUUAUGGACAGCUGGUGGUGCCAUCCGUAGCUGCCAACUUCGGCCCCGCCUACAUCGCACGCCUCGUCAGGGUCAAAUAA
This is a messenger RNA of Parnassius mnemosyne (clouded apollo), 1551 nucleotides long. NCBI's taxonomy places the organism in Eukaryota, Metazoa, Arthropoda, Insecta, Lepidoptera, Papilionidae. The record is from the annotation of a GenBank genome assembly.